Messenger RNA from Cucurbitaria berberidis CBS 394.84, 1200 nucleotides. Its product is annotated as kinase-like protein. Lineage: Eukaryota; Fungi; Ascomycota; Dothideomycetes; Pleosporales; Cucurbitariaceae. Bases 1 to 1200 code for a protein of 399 amino acids. The transcript is spliced from 2 exons. The record is from RefSeq and is a predicted model, not a curated record.
AUGGCGCCUUACGACUUACACUACCAACCCAAAGAUCUUAUUCCGAAUGCUGUAUACAUGGCAUCUGAUCCCGAACUAUCUAUAGAAGAGAAGGAAACGAUUAAAGGUGUAGUUAAUAUCUUCAGUCCUGCCGAUAAUCGUGAGCUGUGUCGAGCCUGUGGCUGGAAUCAUAAACACGAACUGUGCAGUUCGUACCUACCCCGACUCCGCGUUAGCCAUACACGCGAAAAUUCUGGCUUAUGGACUAUGGGAAACGACUGGGUAGUCUGGGAUCGCACCGAUGAGGAGUGUGGAAACGACUAUAUGACGCAUCAAUUCCUUCAGAAACAACGAACGAAGUACAUACCACUUGUAAAGAAAAUGGUCGAAUUCAAGGACGAAGACAGACGGUAUAACUUUGUAGUUAUGUCUCGAGCUAAGGGAAUUCCACUAGAAAACGUAUGGACAGGACUAUCCUGCGAAGAAAAGGAGAGCUAUGCUCAACAGAUGAUUGCUGCACUUCGAGAACUGCGCCAGUUUACAGCAGAGUUCCCGCAGCGGGUAGAUGGAAGCCCUCUGUGGGAUAAUGUCAUUGGAAACUGCGACUCAAGGAAGAUGUGUAAGAAAGUUGGAAAGACGGCGGAGGAUUGGAUUAACAAUAUGGACGAAGAGCUUCGAGAAGGCAUAUCAAGGCAGUUAAAGACUAGAGACAAAACUGCUAUUGACACCAGGCUACAAGAGAUUAAGAAAAAUUUCCCAGAUGGAGCUCCGUAUGUCCUUACACAUGCCGACCUCAACAUGGGCAAUAUCCUCGUGCACGCCGGAAAAAUUGAGGCUAUUAUUGACUGGGAACUUGCUGGAUACUACCCGUGGUGGGUUGAGAUAUACACAUCAUAUAAUCGUGCCCUCAGUGACGCCGCGGACGAACUGUUCGAUGUAGUGUGGAGGGAACUCGACCUAGACCUCGACAGCGUUAUGGACAACCUGCGACCCGUUAUGCGCGCUUGGGGCCGCUGCCCGGUGGCCCAUACCGGCCGUACGCAUAUCUGGCAGCGCCCACCUUUUUGCCAAUGUCAACCCUUCGGUGGCGUGAUUCGGAAGCACCUCAUAGAUUCAGAGGAGAAACACUUUGUCAAUUACGACCGGCCCGAAUGGCCCUAUAGCAGGGCAGAAUGGCGCGAGGCUUAUACCGGCACCCACGAAGAGCCUAAGCAGGGUUAG